This is a messenger RNA of Melanotaenia boesemani (Boeseman's rainbowfish), 12206 nucleotides long. It is a transcript of the gene dnah1, whose product is annotated as dynein, axonemal, heavy chain 1. Gene Ontology annotation, molecular function: minus-end-directed microtubule motor activity; dynein intermediate chain binding; ATP binding. The record is from RefSeq and is a predicted model, not a curated record. Gene Ontology annotation, biological process: microtubule-based movement. Lineage: Eukaryota; Metazoa; Chordata; Actinopteri; Atheriniformes; Melanotaeniidae. Gene Ontology annotation, cellular component: dynein complex. The transcript has 72 exons. Bases 101 to 11938 code for a protein of 3945 amino acids.
GCCAUGAAGAUAUAACUCAAAAACAGGGCUGCUUGUGUUUCGAUUUAAAGUCAGACAACUCCCAUCUCAAAUAUCAUGCUUGGUGCUGCUGUAAGACGAAAUGGAGACGAAAGGAUUCAAGGCACCUCGACCUCCCGGCAGACUUCCUGAUGACAAGUCUCCUUCUGUACGUCAGAAACUUGCCUUUAGUGGUGUGAUUAAACACAAGGUCACUGAGUCAGAUGUUGUUUCGACAUUUAAGCCCCAGUCCUGUACAGAGAGACCUGAUUCCCACCAGGGAUAUUCCAGCUGGAACUAUGUACCUCCAAUUCAACAACUGUUACAGAAUCCUUACUUUUCCCUGCAUGGAGUGACACCCAAAGUCCUAAUUCCCUACAAAACCAGUCCUGGCCAGACCCCGCGCAAAUUAGAGAUAGAGAGACGUCGAAGGGAAUACUCGCAGUUGGAUUUGGAACAGCUCCUGGUAGAAAAAGGCAUAGAUUCUGAAACCUUAAUCCCAAGACAAGUGAAAAAUAGUCAUGAGGAUGUAACCACAUCAUAUAGUCCGGGGUCACCUUUCCUUCCACUGGAGCUAUUUGAUAAUGAGGAUUUUGACAGCCGGACACCUGAAGACUGGCUUGCCCUUGGCUAUGCUGAAGGAUCACCUGAUCAAAAGCCUAUUCCUGCAAAAGCCUUUUUGCCAAAAGAUGAGACUCCUGAUGAUUUAAGAGGUCCACAUCUGGAGUACAGCUGGCAUUUAGUUGGGGUUCUUGACUAUUGUAAGGAGAAAUUCCAGUACCUUGUACAGAAGGUUUACCAGAACAACAGAGAGACACAUGAAGAAGGAAAUCCUAUUGUCAAUAAAAAACACAAGAAGAAAAUAAUUACCUUGGUUGAAGGCAGUAUGCAUUGGGUACCCAGGAUCAGACUGCUAUUCUGUGCUGAGGACCCACAUGUCUUUGCUGAACGAAUCAGCUUUGCUCUAAACACGAGGAAGGAUACAGAGGUUCAGAUUCUAUAUUCCAUGUCUGUGUACAGCAUGCCCAUCUGGGAGGGAAUGCCGUCUCUCAGUACUGACAGUCUCCAGCUUAUCAAAAGAUUAGCUCUAUCAGCUCCUGACCCCAGCAUGAAAAAAUUAGAGGGGUGUAUGACAGACUUGGAAAUGGAAGUCAAACUGGAAUAUGACCAUGUUAUGAACAGCAUGAUUUUUGACAAAGUAGUACAGAACAACCAGAGGGAGUUUUCACACAUCACUCUGCCACAGAAGGUCCCUGGGUAUGUUCCGCAAAAAGGCUGUGUUGCAGUUCCUCACUUCCCAUAUAAGGAGAACAGAAAUGCGUUUGCUUUUCACUUCCUACUAAAAAUCCCAGAGGUGAUUCGUGUGUUAUCUGAACUACAGUCUGAGUGCAGCAAGGUGGCAAACAUGAGGCUGUUCAAAGUUACAUCCACCAGACCACUUCAACUGAAUGAAUAUGAACUCAUCCAGUCUCACAGUCACACUCAGUUAAAGUUAUAUCUUCAGGAGAGGUGGACUGUCACAAUAAGCAGCAACAUCCUCUCCGCCCUGUGUGUCCUCGACAAGGGCCCGUUCAACGUGAAUGAACAUAGCUUCAGUAUAUACAAGAAUUCCAGGCUCUACAAACUGAUGAAUGUGGUGCUCUUCAACAUGCAGGACUCCUUGCGCUACCUUGUGCAGGAUUCUCUCAUCAGCCUGACUGAGUAUCUGCUGGAAGCCUGUGACAGUGUGCUGAUGUGUCCUCAGAACCUUGUCUGGGGAAACGAUCUCAUCAGUAGCUCCUACAAGUCAAAAAGGAAUCCUCUGUUCCUGGUGGAUUUGGUCCUUGACCACACUGGGGUCCAUUACAGCAGUUCUGUGGAGGAUUUUGUGUCAUCUGUCAUGAAAAUGUUUGAUGAGGGCAUUCUGGCCACAAGCGAAGUACCAAAGCUUGAUAAGUUCGUGUUGAAGAACAUGUUUAUCUACAGUAGGCAGUUACUUGAGUCAGUGGGUUUGUGGGAACCAAAAGUAAAUGAGCUGAGAGAGAAAAUUCGCAGUGCUCUUGUCCAAGCAGCAAUACCUCUCAGGGCUUAUGCUGCUGAAUAUGAAAAAUACUCGGAGCUGCACAACUUGGACAUAGAAGCUUUUCUGAGGUCUCAUAGUGCAGAGCAGACAUCCCAAGAAGUGAAGUCAGAGGUGGAACAACAUCUCAUAGAAACAGAAAGGCUUGAACAUUCUUUGCCAUCGUCUAUUGUGAUUGGUCCAUUUCUUGUCCGUGUAGAGGGUGUACGCCAGUCUCUCAUCAAUAAAAGAAAAGCUUUAGCCACUGCGCUGCUCGGACACCUUGCUCUGAAGCUACGUAAGCAGACUGACGAUGCAUGUGAAGAGUGUAACAAUAUAAGCAGAAAACUGAGUGAGAAGCCUAACAGCAUUGAAGAACUGACUGAAAAGAGAGAUUGGAUGAAACAAAUCCCGAAACAACUCAAAACCUACAGGAAACGUCUUGGCAAGACCUUGUCAGACUAUGAGGUCAUAGAAGCAAUGCGCUACUGUCUUUCAGAUGAAGAUGAAAACAAAAAGUGGACAGCCGUUGGGUGGCCCCAAAAGAUAUUCUGCCAGAUGCGAACAGUAACUAUCCAGCAUGAGGAAGAUGAGGAGCGCUUCCGCAAGCACCAGCUAGAUGAUGACAAGAAGUUUGAGGAGCAGCUAGACCUUCUGCAGAAUGCUAUUGCAUGGUUUGAGGAACAUUUAAAUAUUGAUCACACCCAUGAGAUAGCCAACAAGGUCAGUCUCACCAGCAAACAACUCCAGGAAUACCAGCGCAUGGCACAAACCUACAACACCAAACAACAUCUGCUUGGUUUACCUGUAUUGAAGUAUAAGCAUCUGCAAAAGGUGCUAAAAGAUUUCCAGCCUUUUAAAGACCUCUGGAUCGCCACUUCUGAUUGGCUACGUUGGAAGGAAUACUGUCUCAAUGACCCACUGUCCUCCGUUGACCCUGAACAGCUGAUGUGCAAAAUGACUGAUGCUCAUAAGAUGAUGAACAAAUGCAUUAAACAGUUUUCUGACAUGCCUGAUGUUCAGAUGGUGGCCACUGUUGUACUAAAGAAGAUUGAGGAAUUCCAGCCAUGCGUCCUUCUUUUCCAAUGCUUGAGGGACCCAAUGAUGAGGAACCGCCACUGGGAGACAUUUUCAGAACAAAUUCACAAGACAGUCAGACCCAAAGGCAACUUGAAACUUACCCACUACAUGGAGCUUGGCCUCCAGAACCAUGUGGAUGACUUAACUCAAUUGGCUAAGGUGGCUAGAAAAGAAUAUGCCAUUGAGCAGGCUCUGGAAAAGAUGGAACAAGAGUGGUCAACAGUAUAUUUUGAUUUGUUGCCCUGCAAGGAGACAAAAACCUACAUUUUAAAGAGCCCAGAUGAAGUUUUCCAAAUGCUGGAUCACCACGCUGUUGUCAUCCAAAGCUUGUCCAUCUCACCCUUCAAAAAGCCUUUUGAGAAUCAAGUCGACACCUGGGAGAGAAAGCUCAGAAUGACUCGAGCUGUACUGGAAGAGUGGCUGAUGUGCCAGCAUUUCUGGCUGUACCUGGAGCCCAUCUUUGGCUCUGAUGAUGCCAGCCAGCACCUGCCUGUGGAGGUUAAAAAUUAUCAGAUAAUGGAACUGCAGUGGAAGAAUAUUAUGAGAAGUGACUUUGAAAAUCAAAAGGUGAUUGAGCUGUGUACAGACACUCAUCUACAACGAAUAAUUAAGCAUUGCCACAUGCUUUCGGAAAAGAUUAAGAAAGGUCUUAGUGUGUACUUGAUGAAAAAACGAGGCUCCUUUCCAAGGCUUUACUUCCUGUCUGAUAAUGAGCUCCUGGAGAUUUUGUCCAAGGCCAAAAAUCCCACUGCUGUUCAACCAUACUUGAGCAAAUGCUUUGAGAACAUUGCACAGCUUAAUUUUCAGACAGACCUGCAGAUCACACAUGUGUGCUCUAGAGAAGGUGAGGAGGUGGAAUUGUUCCUGCCAGUGUGUCCCACUGGGAAUGUGGAAGACUGGCUGAGAGAUGUGGAAAUUUCUAUAAGGGCCACUUUGAGGGAAGACAUUGACCGUUUACUUAAAGUCUAUCCUGAUGUAAGUGAACUUACUUUUCAAUGCUUUUUGUUUUUUUUUAACUACUGUGUAUAUUGUUUUAACAAUAUCAAGAUUUUUGUGUCCCCUUUUACCCCUCAGAUGCCUCGUGCAGACUGGGUCUUAUCAUGGCCUGGGCAGGUGGUUAUAGCUGGCUGUCAGGUUUUUUGGACAGCAGAGGUGUCUGAAGCUUUGGAGCAGGGAGACUUGGCUAACCGCCUUUAUCCCCAACUACAAACUCAGCUGGGGGACUUAGUGCAGCUGACAAAAGGACAACUCUCUAAGAUGCAACAAGCUGUACUAUCUGCCCUCAUUGUAAUAGAGAUUCAUGCUAAGGAUGUGGUGUCCAAACUGGUGGAGCAGGAAGUCUCAAGCAUCAAUGACUUUGAGUGGAUCAGCCAGAUUAGAUAUUACUGGACAAAAGGGGACAUGUAUGUCCGAGCUGUGGACACAGAAUUCAUGUAUGGAUAUGAGUAUCUUGGUAAUUCUAAGCGCCUGGUCAUCACUCCACUCACUCACAGAUGUUACUUAACCAUGAUGGCAGCUCUACACCUGAAGCUGGGAGGUGCACUUGUAGGUCCAACAGGGACAGGAAAGACAGAAACUGUUAAAGAUCUUGGAAAGGCUCUGGCCAUCCAAACAGUGGUUUUCAAUUGUACCGGUCAGCUGGACUUUGUUGCCGUGAACAAGCUUCUCCAAGGACUGGCCAUCUCAGGUGCCUGGGUUUGCUGUAAGGAUGUUAAUCACAUUGAUGUGGAGGUCCUCUCUGUGAUGACACAACAGGUCUUCACUAUACAAAAUGCCCUGCACCAAAAUGCUGAGCGUUUUGUAUUUGAGGGAAUGGAGAUUCCUCUUGCCCCCUCCUGUGCUGUAUUCUUCACCAUGAAUCCUGCUUACACUGGUUACAUGGAAAUGCCUGGCAAUCUCAAGGUCCUGUUUCGUCCUGUUGCCAUGGCGGUCCCUGACUAUGCAAUGAUAGCUGAGAUCUCCUUGUAUUCAUUUGGCUUCCGGGAUGCCAAAGUCCUCUCUAAGAAGAUUACUUUAACUUUCAGACUCUCAUCUGAACAACUUAGCUCUCAGGAUCAUUAUGAUUUUGGCAUGAGAGCUGUGAAGGCUGUAAUUUCAGUUGCUGGAACCAAGAAGAGAGAAAAUCCUGACAUGAACGAAGAGCGGAUCUGUCUUCAGGCCAUUCGAGACAUCAGUGAACCAAAGUUUUUACAGGAUGACCUGAAGCUCUUCAGUGGCAUUUUGUCUGAUCUUUUCCCUCGAACAGAACUGGAGCCUUUUAAUUAUGCCAUACUAGAAGAGUCCCUGCGUAACACUUGCACAGCAAAGAACCUCAAAGAUGUGGAUGGGUUCAUCAAUAAGUGUAUUCAGCUGUAUGAAACCACUCAGGUGAGACAUGGCCUGAUGUUGGUGGGACCUCCUGGAUCUGGCAAAACUAAGUGUUAUGAGACUCUAGGUGCCGCAAUAACAGCUCUGGAGGGCCAGCCUGCUGCGAGAGGUGGUUUGUACCAGGCUGUUCAGAUGUAUGUUCUCAACCCGAAAUCUGUCACUGUGGGACAGCUCUAUGGGGAGUAUGACUGGCUUACACACAAGUGGACCGAUGGUAUCUUUCCAGCACUUCUGCGUAGAGGGGCAGCAUCUAUGGACACAAAGAAACAGUGGUACAUGCUUGACGGACCAGUGGAUGCAAUGUGGAUUGAUAACAUGAACACUGUAUUAGAUGACAAUAAAAAACUAUGUCUGAGCUCAGGGGAAGUCAUAAAUCUCACUGAUGUGAUGACAGUGAUGUUUGAGGUGCAGGACUUGGCAGGUGCAUCUCCAGCUACAGUGUCUCGCUGUGGAAUGGUCUACUUGGAGCCCAGUAUUUUGGAGCUCACCUUCAUCACAGAGUGCUGGCUGAAGCAAAUUCCUGAGGUCCUGAAACUUUACAUGGAGCAGCUGAACUACCUGUUUUCCACAUUCUUGCAGGACUCAAUAACUUUUGUGCGCACAUCAGUAAAGGAGUCCAUCACAUCUCUCGACAUCAACCUUAUCUGUAGUCUGCUUAAACUGAUGGACUGUUUCUUCAGUCCAUUCAACACUAAAGAGGGUGAGAUGCCUCCACCUCAAACGAAACUGGAGCAUCUCAAAGAGCUGAUCGAACCUUGGUUCUUUUUUUCGCUGGUGUGGAGCGUCGGAGCCACGGGAGAUGUAGCCGGCCGCCAGUGCUUCAGUGCCUGGCUCAAAAACAAGAUGGCAGAGGAGCGGAUUACCUUGUGUUUUCCUGAAGAAGGCCUGGUGUACGACUACAGGCUUGAUGAUGCAGGGGUUAAUAAUUCAGAGGAUCAAGAAAACCAGGAGGAAAGAAAAGUACAGUGGGUCAGCUGGAUGGAAAACACAAAAAGUGUUGUUAUCACCCCAGAAACACAUUAUGCUGACAUAUUUGUUCCAACUGCUGACACAGUGUCAGUGUCCUUCCUGUUGGACAUGCUUUUGACCAACAAGAAGCCUGUCCUGUGCAUUGGGCCUACUGGCACAGGAAAAACCACGACCAUGUCAGACAAGUUGCUAAAGAACAUGCCUGCUGAGUACAUCACACACGUUUUCGUGUUCUCUGCUCUCACUUCAGCCAACCAGACUCAAGAUUACAUUGACAGCAAACUAAUCAGAAGGUGGAAAGGUGUGCUUGGACCUCCAGUGAGGAAGCACUUCAUCUUCUUCAUUGAUGAACUAAAUUUGCCCAUGUUGCAAACUUUUGGUGCUCUGCCUCCAUUUGAACUGCUGAGGCAGUGGAUGGACUACGGUGGCUGGUAUAACAGGAAGCAGAUAGGGACUUUUAAUCGCUUAGAGGACAUCAACUUUGCUUGUGCCAUGGGAACCCCAAGUGGAACUCAAAACAACAUCGCUCAGCGCUUCACACGCCACUUCAACAUCUUGUCCUUUACUGAAAUGGACAAUGUCAGCAAGAAGCAGAUUUUCUCUGCCAUUCUAGAUAGUUGGAUAGGACCUGAGUCAGCAAUCAACCCCCUGAUUGAGAGUCUUGUUGAUGCCACUAUCCGAGUUUACACAGCCAUCGUAUCCCAGCUACUCCCAGCUCCAGCCAAGCCCCAUUAUACUUUCAACCUCAGACACCUGUCUAAGGUCUUCCAGGGUGUCCGCAUGGCUGAGGCUUCCAUGAUAAAGGAUAAGUUAGAGUUGCUGCAGCUGUGGUACCAUGAAAGCUGCCGAGUAUUCCAGGAUUGUCUUGUGUGUGCUGAGGACAGGGACUGGUUUAACAAGCUCCUGAAAGAUUGCAUUCAAGAGUUUGACUGCUGCUAUGAAGAGGUUGUGCCCUGCCAUCCUGUUUUGUUUGGAGAUUUCAUGAUUCCUCUAGCUGACCACAAAAUCUAUACACUCAUAGAAGAUAAGAAAAAGCUGGUACAAGUUAUGGAGAAUUACAUGGAAGACUACAAUGAGCACAGCGGGACCAAGAUGAAGCUGGUGCUUUUUAUGGAUGCCAUUGAACAUGUGUGCCGGAUCAGCCGCAUCCUGCGCCAGCCACGAGGCAAUGCCCUGCUGCUUGGAGUGGGUGGCAGUGGCCGCCAGUCACUCACCAAACUUGCCACAUAUAUAUCUGAGUAUGAGUGCUUCCCAAUUGAGCUUGCUAAGAACUACAGCCAAUCAGAGUGGAGAGAGGAUAUUAAAAACCUCAUCCUCAAAGCAGGCCUUCAAAAUCAGCAGAUCACAUUCCUCAUUGUAGACACACAGAUUAAGUGUGAGACAUAUCUGGAGGAUAUCUGCAGCAUUUUGAACUGUGGAGAUGUCCCUAACCUGUAUGGAGCAGAUGAAAAGGAGCAUAUUCUCACAGCAAUGAAACCAGUGGUACAAGACCAGGGCCAGAAGCCAACAAUUAAAAAUCUUAUGGCUGCCUACAUCAGGAGAGUCCGCAACAACAUUCACAUUGUACUCUGCAUGAGCCCCGUCAGUAAGAUGUUUCGCACACAGCUAAGGCUGUUUCCUUCACUGGUGAAAUGUUGUACCAUAGACUGGUUCAGCAUCUGGCCAGAGGAGGCUCUGCAAGCUGUGGCCACAUCAUUUCUAAAUGAGCUGCCUGAACUGGACGUCAGUCCCACAACCAUGAAGGGUUUGACGCUGAUGUGUGUGAAGAUUCAUCAGACAGUAUCAAGGAAGAGUGAGCAGUACCUUGCAGAACUAUCUCGAAACUUCUAUGUCACGCCGAAGAGCUACCUGGACUUGCUCAAAAUCUUCUCAGAUCUCACUGGAUGCAAGAAACAAGAGCUUUGCAGUUCUAGUUGGCAUAUAAAGACUGGUCUUGACAAGCUUCGUAGCACAACUGAAGAUGAAUGUAAGCUGCAGGAGGAGCUGAAGAUAAAAAAGCCGCUUUUGAAGGAAGCUGCCAGGGAUGCUGAAGUCAACAUGGAGACCAUUAAACUGAUAGGUGGACUUGCUGAUGAAGAAGAGCGUUGGAAGAAAACAGUGCAACAUCUUGACAACAUGGUCCAUAACUUAGCAGGUGACAUGCUUCUCUGUGCAGGAUACGUGGUAUACCUGGGACCCUUCACUGAAGAAUACCGGGUAGCCAUUGCAGAGGAAUGGCUCCAUUGUUUCAAAACACUGUGUAUUCCACACAGCGAUGAACCCAGCCUGCUCAACACUUUAGGAGAUCCCAUCAAGAUCCGCUCUUGGCAGAUAUCAGGCCUGCCCAAAGAUAACUUUUCCAUGGAAAAUGGUGUGAUUGCCCACUAUUCAUUGCGCUGGGCACUGUUCAUAGAUCCUCAGGGACAAGCCAACAAAUGGAUUAAAAACAUGGAGCGGGACAGCGGAUUGGAGGUAAUGAAGCUCAGUGACCAGGACUUCUUCCAUCGUCUCAAGAAUGCUAUUCGCUUUGGUAAACCCUGCCUCUUGGAGGAUGUAGGAGAGGAGCUUGAUCCUGCCCUAGAACCUGUCUUGUUGCAACAGACAUUUAAGCAGCACAACAACACAGUUCUGACGCUGGGUGAUUCAGUCAUCCCCUACCAAGAAGACUUUAAGAUGUACAUUACCACCAAGAUGUCUAACCCUCACUAUUCUCUGGAGAUUUCUACAAAAGUCACCCUCAUUAACUUCACCUUGUCACCAAGUGGCCUAGAAGAACUGUUGUUACGCCAGCUGCUGACUGAGGAGCAUCCACAGUUAGAAAAGAAAAAGAACCAGCUAAUCAUCAGUAAAGCAACAAUGAAACAGGAGCUGAAAGAAGUUGAGGACGGGAUUUUGUUACAUCUCAGCUCCACAGAAGGAAACCUUGUGGAUAAUAAGGAAUUCAUUCAAGUGUUGGAGACCUCUAAGAUCAAAGCUGGAGAGCUUAAGGCUAAAAUGAUGGAAACAGAAAAGACUGAGCGGGACAUUAAUGCUACUUUCCUGGAGUAUGCACCGGUGGCUGUACGCUCUCAGAUCCUGUUCUUCUGUGUAUCAGAUAUGUCCAAAAUAGAUCCAAUGUACCAGCACUCUCUGGAAUGGUUCCUUGACAUCUUCACCGCUGCUGUUGCCAACUCUGAGGCAGCAGAGACAGUAAAGGAGAGAGUCAGCAAUAUAAAUGAGUUUUUCACCUUCAGUCUGUACAGCCGUGUAUGCCGCUGCUUGUUUGAGAGACACAGACUCAUGUUUGCCUUCCUUCUCUGUGCUCGCAUCAUGAUGAAUGAGAACAAGAUUGACAUGAUGGAAUGGCACUACCUGCUCUCUGGAUGUAUGCCUGUCCAAGAACUGGCCAAUCCAGCAGAAAACUGGCUAUCAGACCGCGCCUGGCAGGAUAUUUUAGGCCUCAGUACUCUUGAAAACUUUAGCAAUCUGGCAGAGAGCUUUACCGAACACAUGCAUGUCUUCAAGAACAUUUUUGACAGCAGCGACCCUCACAGGGAGCCCCUUCCAGGAGAAUGGGACACCAGGUUGGACUCAUUCCAGAAGCUGCUGAUUCUGCGCUGUCUGAGACCUGACUGCCUCAUUCAGGGCCUGCAGGACUUUGUGUCUGUUCAGCUAGGACAACGCUUCAUUGAGCCUCAGACAUCAGACCUGUCGGUGAUCUUCAAGGAGUCGUCCCGUGUUACUCCCCUCAUCCUUGUCCUGUCGCCUGGCAGUGAUCCUGCUGCUGACCUCUACAACUUUGCUAAAUCCAUGCAGUUCUCCAAGAAAAUGAGUGUCUUGUCCCUGGGACAAGGCCAGGGUCCCUUGGCUGAGGCUAUGAUGCAAACUGCAAUGGAAGGAGGUCAGUGGGUCUUUUUCCAGAACUGUCACCUGGCACCCAGCUGGAUGCCCACCCUAGAGAGACUCAUUAACAGCAUUGACCCAGUAAAGGUACACGAAGACUUCCGCCUGUGGCUCACAAGCAUUCCCAGUCACAACUUUCCCGUAUCCAUUCUCCAGAAUGGUUUCAAGAUUACGAUUGAGCCUCCAAUGAGCAUCAAGGCCAGCCUGCAGAAAACCUACCUGAGCCUCACCAAUGAUUUUUUCUCCUCUUCUACCAAGACGGGAAACUUAAAGUCUUUGCUCCUGCCUCUCUGCCUGUUUCAUGGGAUUGCUUUGCAGCGAAGAAAGUUCGGCCCUUUGGGCUUCAACAUUCCCUAUGAGUUCACUGAUAACGACCUGAACGUGUGUAUCAGUCAGCUAAAAAUGUUCCUGGACAAGUACCAAGACAUACCGUACAAGGUUCUAAAAUACACUGUUGGGGAGAUUAACUAUGGCGGACAUGUGACAGAUGACUGGGACAGACGAUGUCUGCUCACUGUGCUGGAAGACUUAUUUUGUCCUGCUGUCCUUAGUGCUGAUCGUGUCUACUCAUCGUCUGGGGUCUGCCGGAAAAUAGACUCUAAUCUGGAUAUCAAGGGGUACUUAGCGUAUAUCCAUGGCUUGCCCAUCAAGGAUCCCCCAGAGAUCUUCGGUCUCCAUGACAACGCCACCAUCAGCUUUGCCCAGAAUGAGACCUUCUCUCUGUUGGAUGCCGUGGUUUGUCUCCAGCCUCGAGCUUCAUCUGUUGAAAGCAAAUCUCUGGAGGAGACAUUGGAAGAGAUUGUGGCGGGCAUAUCUGAAAAGGUUCCCCAACCAUUUAAUGUUCAAAAGGUGACUGAAAAGUACCCAGUACUCUAUGAGGAGUCCAUGAACACAGUUCUCAUCCAUGAGGUCAUCAGAUACAACAAGUUGCUGGUGGUCAUUUCUCAGAGUCUCGGUGAUGUUGUGCAGGCUCUGAAGGGUUCACUAGUGAUGUCCUCAGAACUGGAGCUUAUGGCCAACAGCUUAUUACACAAUAUGGUGCCUGACGUGUGGAAAGCCAAGGCCUACCCAUCUCUGAAGCCUCUGGCCUCCUGGGUGUCAGACCUGCUUCAGAGGAUUAAUUUCCUACAGAGAUGGAUCUUUAAUGGCCCUCCACCUGUCUUUUGGAUUAGUGGUUUUUUUUUCCCACAGUCAUUUCUCACUGGAACCCUACAGAAUUAUGCCCGUUGCUCUGGCACCUCUAUUGACACAGUUGGAUUUGACUUUAAGGUGAAAGCAAAGUCAGUGUCAGAGAUAACAGAAAUACCGAGCACUGGCUGCUACAUCCAUGGUCUAUUCCUGGAGGGAGCUCGCUGGGAUGACAAAGCAGGUCGGCUCACAGAAUCCAGGCCCAAGGAGCUCUACACACAAAUGGCCGUCAUCUGGUUGAUCCCCAAACCCAACCGCAAACGUCCACAUUCUGGGGUCUACCUCUGCCCCGUCUACAAAACGCUGAGACGAGCUGGGACUCUGACUGCCACCGGCCAUUCGACUAAUUACGUGUUUGCGGUGGAGCUGCCCACAGAUCACAGUCAGAAACACUGGAUCAGACGGGGAGCUGCCCUCAUCUGUGCACUGGACAGCUAAUCACAGCACUCUUUUACAUAAAUGGAUGACAUUGGUUCUGGUUGAAGUCAUGUGUACUAAAACUAAGCAAGUCAGAUUUUUCUUCAUGUAAUACACCCCUUGGCUUUAAGGAUUUAUUUUCUUAAACUCGUCCUGUGUAAUAAACUGGUGUUAACAAUUAAAAUAUGCAGAUGAUUUAGUCAUCUUUGAAUAUUUAUUUUUAGUGUUCUUCUGCAGAGUUUUUAGUAACAUCUCAUGAUCUGCACGUCCAGGAAAUACAGUUACCAGC